GGCAGCCCCGGGAAGACCCACGGCCGCAGCAUGAAGCUGGGGAUCCCGCCCCACGCCGCCCAGAGUCCCGCCGGCCCCGCUCCGGCGCGCAGGGCCCGCACCCAGGGAGAAGCCGCCCGGGGCGUCGCGGCGGUGCCCAGGGGCUGAGGCGCUCGGCCGGCCCCUCCGUCCCUCCCUCGGUCCCUCCCUCCUUCCUCCUCCUCCCGGCGCGGGCCCGGGGCCUCCGAUGUCGCCGCCUCGUCGCCCGCCGCCUCCUCCAGCUGCCCGCCGCUAAGCCGUGAGGGGCGGGGAGGGCCCUCGGGAUCCCGCCGGGGACAUGGGCAACGGGAUGUGCUCCCGAAAGCAGAAGCGGAUUUUCCAGACCCUCCUGCUCCUGACCGUGGUGUUCAGCUUCCUCUACGGUGCGAUGCUCUACUACGAGCUGCAGGGCCAGCUGAGGAAGGCUGAGGCCACGGCGCUCAAGUACCAGCUGCAUCAAGAGUCCCUCUCCGCUCAGUUACAAGUUGUGUAUGAGCACAGGUCAAGAUUAGAGAAGUCAUUACAAAAGGAAAGGCUUGAACAUAAGAAAGCUAAAGAAGAUUUUCUUGUUUAUAAACUAGAAGCACAGGAAACACUAAAUAAAGGAAGGCAAGACUCAAACAGCCGAUACAGCGCGCUGAGCGUACAACACCAGAUGUUGAAGAGUCAACAUGAAGAACUGAAGAAACAGCAUGCUGAGCUGGAGGAAGAUCACCGCAAACAAGGAGAAGAGUUCAGCAGGACAUUCAGCGAUCACAAGGAGCGAUACGUACAACUGCAGCAGGAAAAGGAGCAGGAGAUCUCUAAGCUGAAGGAAUCCCUGUAUAACUUACGGGAGGAGAACAGGCAGUUGAGAAAAGCUCACCAAGACGUUCACACCCAGUUACAAGAUGUCAAGCAACAGCAUAAGAAUUUACUCUCCCAACACAACCAGCUUGUGGUGACACUGGAAGACCACAAGAGUGCACUAGCUGCUGCACAGUCCCAGGUGGAGGAGUACAAGCAGUUGAAGGACACACUCAACAAAAUGCCAAGUUUCCGACAGGCUGAGAAGUCAGAAGACCCAAAGGAGCAACCAGAGGCACAGUCUCCCCACAGCGACCUGCUGACACGCAAUGAAGCUGAAGAGCACAAGGAGGAUGAGAAGCCAAAAGAGAGAGAAGAAAUAAAUAGCCAGGAAAAAGAAGACGGAGCUGAGCCUUUCCAUCCGCAGGGAAGGACUAGUGAGGGCCAGCAUGCCAAAGAACUCAAUAUUCAGGAGCAACAAGAAGCUGGAGAGGAUGACGAGCAACGUGUUAAUCAGGUUGAAGAGGAACGCAAAAAAGAACUCGAAGAGGAAGAAAUGGAGCAGGCAGGUCAGCCUGAGCGCUUAGAGGAGGAACAGGAUCAAGCACCAGAAGAGCAUGAGUGGAAAAAGCAGGAACAGAAGGAAGAAGAAACCAACAUGUUGGGCGAUCAUCUUCAUCCAGAGACAACGUCAACAAAAGCUGCAACAAAAAGACAUAAGGAAGCUUAUGAACAACAACUAGAGCAGCAACAUCUUGCAGCCCAAAGAGCAGAGGAAGCCAAUCGGCUCCGAGAGCAUCAGGAAUCCCUGCACCAGGAGAGGCUGCGGGGACAGCUCUUACGGCAACAACAGCUUGAAGAAACAGAGCUUCAGCUGCAGAAACAGGCAGAACAAGGAGAAAAACUCUAUAAAAACCAGCUAAGCCAACAGGCUCAUUACGAUAACAUGGACCACGAUAUUGUACAAGGAGAAGAAGAGCAAGGCGUUCAGGAGGAGGAAGGAGCUUAUGAACGUGACAACCAGCACCAGGAUGAAGGUGAAGAUGAUGAUCAAAAUAAUGCCAAUGAACAGCAAGAACCAGAACACAAAGUAGAAAAUCAGCGUGAUGGUGACUCAAAAGCAGCCAUGGAAGACGUGAAUCCUGCUGAUGACCCCAACAACCAGGGAGAGGAUGAGUUUGAGGAAGCCGAGCAAGAGAGAGAAGAAAAUCUACCAGAUGAAAAUGAAAAGCACAAGCAAACCAGUCCCAAACAAGGACGUCCGGGAAUGGGAGAGCACCUAGUGAUGGCAGGAAAUCCAGACCAGCAGGAAGAUAAUGUGGAUGAGCAAUACCAGGAAGAGGGAGAAGAAGAGAUCCAGGAAGAUAUGACUGAAGAGAAGAAACGGGAACUGGAGCGCAACGCUGAGGAGCCAUAUGGGGAAAAUGAUGAGAACGCAGAUGACAAGAAUAACGGCGGGGCAGAGCAAGAGCAAGAGAUGCAAGAAGAGACCAACCAGAAGGAAGGUCAUGAAGAGAAUUAUGAGGAGGAAGAGGAGGAGGAGGAGGAAGGCAGAGCUGUUGCAGCAAAAACUCGUAGACGAGGGGAGAUGUAGCUCUCCUCAUUAUUUUUUUUUUGCAGCACACAAAUUCCUGUUGGGUCUUUUUUUUUAAAAAAAAAAAAAACAGACACAAAAUGCCCACAACAAACCCAACAACUCUUACAGGAUAUUUCAUUUCCAAAAAUAUUUUCUUUUACACUUUUUACUUUUCUAUUAGAUGCUCUCCUAUGUUUAUAUGAAUACGGUAUUUUGAUACUCUAGAUUAGGAUUUCUUUUCUAUUAAAGCUGUACAUAAACAGACAUCACAACAGGAUUAAUUUUUCGUAAUUCGGUGCAUGUUUUAUAAAGGCCAUUUUGGAAACACACUUUCACCUUGUUCAAGCCUGACAGAGACCUUUUUGGUCUAAUUUCAGAUACAUUCAGCAUCUGAGAGAAGAUAUCUAGUGCCUAAACCCAGUUGCCGUUAGUCCACCUCUCACUGUCUUCCUCGAGACAACGUUUAUGACCAAGGGCUGGCCCCGGCGCUCACAGAGGCCCAGGGGCAGCUUCCUUUCUUAUUAUCUCAUGAGGUUCUUCAAAUCCUUGAAGAUAAGCACAUGCCUUGCUGUUUGCAGGACCAGGCCUUUUAUAGGUGCAGAACAGUUAUACAAUAUGCAAGUCUUACAAGCCUUCCAAACGCAGCCGGGUUAACAGCCGUUAAUUUGGGCAGCUGUUUAUAUACAGUUAAAUUAUGCAUUUAUUUUAAUGAGCAUGCCUGGGUACUUCAAUUACAUGCACUACACAGCAGAUAACGCCGGGGGUGGUGUGCUGAGAGGAAAUGGGAGCUGGAAACCAAUUUAGACUCGACGAUCCAUUGCGCCAAAUCCCAACGCUACGGCUGUCGCACGGCCCAACGUUUCCAGAAGGAACAAUUUUGUUGUCCUGGUUCAUAGAUAAAACAUUUGACCAGAGAAAUAGAACUACGUGGCCUCAGGGACGUGCUUCCUGCAGAGAGGGGAUUUUUUUAAUAGAAAAAAAAAAAAGCAUCUUAACGGAAUUGACAUGAUUGGUGCAAGAACGUUGAAGUAAGGCCUUUACCUUCUUUUACUUAUUUAUUUUUAGGUCUAUGCUGGAAGGGUUUCUGUGUCCUUGCUGUGAAAAUCCAACUAUAAACAAAUCCCACAGAAGUUCUUUCUUAAACAGCAAACUUCUCUAGCCCCGCAUGCCGAAAUCUAAGGGGUGGGGAGGGGGGAGGGAGGGGAAACGACACAAACCUUGUGCCUUGGUCAGCUACUAUCAACAUAAUCACAGUGCAUGAGUAUAUUCAGUGUUUGUAUUGGUACAGACCCAGUUAUUUAAUGGAUGUUAAAUGGGAGGAAAAUGGGAAUCUGGAUUUCCGAGGCUACGCCUCAUUGCUGGAAAUGAGGUGCAGGGUAGCUCCCCAGCAAAGUGUGUGUUAAUAUAUGAAAGGAGAGGCUUUGGGAUUUCUCCCUUUUUUCUUUUUUUAAAAUAAUGACUCAUAGCAGUGUUUUUAGUUUAACUUUUUAUAUGAAUGUAAUUUAAUUCAUUUUUCUAACUCAAUUCUAUCAUGUUUGCGAUUUCCCUAAUCGUCCCAGACACAGUGCUUAUGUUUCAUAGGAAUAUUUUUGUCAGCGAGUAUUUUUGGGUUUUCUAGUUACCAUAAAUCAGAUUUAUCUUAUGUAUAAAAAAAAAAGUUUACAUGAUACUGUAAAAUGUAUAAUAUGUACAUAAUCUUCAGAAUACAAUUAUUUUGGUAAAUUGGCCUGUAUUUUUAAGGUUGCAGUAUUUAAUUAUUUGAGGCAUAAUAAAACUUGACUGCAGUCAAUAAA
This is a messenger RNA of Calidris pugnax (ruff), 4173 nucleotides long. RefSeq names its product golgi integral membrane protein 4 (gene GOLIM4). NCBI's taxonomy places the organism in Eukaryota, Metazoa, Chordata, Aves, Charadriiformes, Scolopacidae. Gene Ontology annotation, cellular component: Golgi membrane; Golgi apparatus. The transcript is spliced from 16 exons. The record is from RefSeq and is a predicted model, not a curated record. The coding region runs from base 317 to 2398 and encodes 693 amino acids.